CAAAACUGUUUUUGUCUCGCAUGCUGUGAUCUGGACAAUGAGCUCAUCAUGCAAAAUUAAUCUCCAGGAGAAGGAUGCUGAAGGGGUCAUGUGUUCAUGCAAAGCAAAACAGCUCUCAAUGAAUUCGUGCCUCACUGCAUUUCACUGAGUGUCUGUGUGAAGGCGUGUUAUCAUGAUCUCGCCUUACUCCGCUCUCACUGUGGUCGUCCUGGCCGUCGUUGGAGGCUGGUGCCUGUGUGCAGCUGAUGUUGGGGAUUUCGCUCCAUGCCUGCAGUUUUUCUACAAGUCUUGGCCUCCUAAAGGUCUGUCUGGGACCCCCAUCUGCCAGCGUUAUUACAACCAGUACCGCUUCGCCACCUUGUACAGUCGACCUCGACGCUCCCCGUGGUUUUCGGCAUAUGUUUACUCUGUACCGGCAGGGAAGAGACCCUCCGCAUCUUGGAAGUUUGAGCCACAGUUAGCCUACCCAGGAGCUGACGGCAACAUGAUCCCCUUCCCUCCGGGCCCUCUGGACCAGAACGUGGUGGAGAGCCAGGCGGUGGACCAGGACUACAUUAACUCCACCUACUCUCGUGGCCACUUAAACCCCAGCCUUCACCACCAGAGCCGCGAAAACCGCUCCGCCACCUUCACCCUCACCAACGUAGUGCCUCAGAAGGCAGCCUCUAAUGAAGGGCCCUGGGAACUGCUGGAGAACAGUGUCAGCAAAACUCUGGCGACCUACUGUCUCAGAGAGUCGUACAUCAUCACCGGCAUCAUCCCGUAUCUGAACGAAGACCGCUGGCUCAAGAAUCAUCGCGUUGGCGUGCCAGAGUAUAUUUGGUCGGCCUACUGCUGCCCAAGCUACAACAACAGUCUUCCAGCGAUACUGAAGGAUGCGUUUCCCACGUACGCUGCGAUCGGCCGCAACGACCGCAACAGCUCCCAGGAGAUUGUGCCCAUAAGUGAGAAAACUAAGAAACAGUUCAGGGGAUACGAUGUGAGACAAAUGCCACUGGAAACACUUGAGAUGUAUCUGAAGGACAGGUUCAAAACUGUUGUCAGUGUUUUUUAUGAGCGGUGCUCUGGGUCAGACUGAUCCUGCACAGACGGAGACACAAAUACACAAACUAAAUAGUUACAAAUGUUAAUGCUCAUUUCACGUAAUUCUGACAAAUACAAGUACAACAUUUCUUCCUCAUUUGGUGAAUUUUACUGGCAGUUAGAGCUCCUGUUGGUAAGAUAUUUGAUUACUGAGGCUUUGUACGUUGAGUCAGCCAAUAUCCAAAAUUGUUAGUAUUCUGUCUCCACUCUCGCCAGCAGACGAGGAGAUGUUAGUAAAGCAUAAAGACUGGAAACAGAGAAACAGUUAGCCUUUCAAAGAGCUCAGCACGUUGACCUGGCAUCCAAACAUUAUUUGAUGGCAGUGCCUCGCUCGCUCAAUGCUUUGACCUGGUCUCUAAAUUCCCCGGGUCCCUUCCCGAUCGAGCAUCCGUGGGACAUGCCGGAUUAAGAAUAAGGCCUAAUUAGGAGCAUCCAAACAGAACAUGCUGUUCACAUGACCUCAGGCUCUGAACACCUGUAGCUGGUCUCAGUGGUUUUAAUGCUGCAGCUCAUUUGAGACCCGUGGGCUUCGAGGUGCGGCCUCCAUGGAUCGGGCUUGUUCCUGCAUGUCCCACGGUUGAAUCGGAUUGGGGAAUUUUGAGGCCAGGUCGACGCCCUGAGCAAAUUUUGGUCCUCUGGCGGAAAAGUUUCUGUGCUGCCAUCAGGGAGUGCUGUUACCGUGACGGGGGUGGACACAGUCUGUGAAGGUGGACCUAAGUAUUCCCAGCAGAACACUGCAUUAUAACAAGAUGAUCAAUGUUAUUCUCUUCACCUGUUAGUCUUUAAAAUCAUUAAGGUUUUGUUAGGUGUAGGGACAUACACUACUCACUUCAGAGGGAUUGUGGUCCUGCUUUAAAGAAGCCAACACUGACUUUACUUCACUGACUGACUAUAAAGGACAGUCACAUGUUUCUUUCACCCAAAGAUAUUUAGGAAAACGGACUAGAAGUAGAAGUACCUCAUGUCUUCAUCACUUUAGUCAAGUUCUUAUCAGUUAAUCAGCUUACAGAUAUUUGUCUGUUAAGUAUAAAUAUGUAGCCAGAAGAUUCUUUAAGUUAGCUUAGCAUAAAAAAACAGGAAACACUGGAAACAAAUAGCUUAGAAUAGCCUAUAUUUAAUCUAUCUUGAGCUCACUUUUAUAUAAAAAUUGUAUCUUGUCUGUUUAAUCCACACAAAACAUAUAUACAAUGGUUUUCCUUUUGUCUAAGCACAUGUAGAAUUUAAAGUUUCCACUGCAACAAUCACUCUGGACCAGGAGGUGGUGACCUUGUGCAAUACAUACAAGCUGCAUUAGUACCAGCUUCAGUUGACUUUACUCUGCAACUGGAGGGAUUUUACCACUAAGUUUCAUCUAUUUUGAUUAUACAAAUAAACACUGGACCUCAUUUUUACAAAAUAA
Acanthopagrus latus (yellowfin seabream) is the source of this 2482-nucleotide messenger RNA. RefSeq names its product endonuclease domain-containing 1 protein-like. The record is from RefSeq and is a predicted model, not a curated record. The transcript is spliced from 3 exons. NCBI's taxonomy places the organism in Eukaryota, Metazoa, Chordata, Actinopteri, Spariformes, Sparidae. Gene Ontology annotation, molecular function: hydrolase activity; nucleic acid binding; metal ion binding. The coding region runs from base 173 to 1078 and encodes 301 amino acids.